AUGUCGCAGACCUAUUUUGUGAUACUACAACAUAGUGAGCGCGAAGGUUGUCAAAUCGGAAAUGCCAAAUUGGAGCAUUCAUUGCUUGCUUAUCAUUUUAAGGACCCAUUUGUCGACGUCGGCGGGAAAAAAUGCCCGAAUAAUGAUUGUAAUGUUUCGUAUACAUUCGUUUUAUCUGAAAGCGAAUACGAAAGAUUAAGCGCCACAGUCUGCAAGCAGACGAAUGCAAACGCAAUUCACUGUAGAAGCAUUCGACACAUGUUUAAAGCAGUUUGUGAGCCUUCGACGGAACAAAUUGGUCUUCAAACUUUUCCUGAUGUAUUUAGCAAAACAAUUUCAACACAGACUAACCAGGCCAGUUAUGUAUGCGCAGCGACGCAGUGGGAAAAAACCGAAAUGGAAAAUACUUCAAUAAGACAAGAGCCGACGGAAAUGGUGAAAGAAAAUAAGGAUUUGAUGGAUAAAGAGGAAUCUGAAGAUUCGGAAAGGUCAGAUUAUAUGGACUCAUCUGACUGUUCGCGCUACCCGGAAGAUUCAUCUGACUGUUCCGACCACUCGAACAUCCGACCGGAAUGUUCGGAGGCCUCAAAGGAAAAAUCCAAAGAUGACGAACAAGCCGUGAAGGAAGCACCGAUUACACCAAGAACCCCGUUUUCUCGCAUGUCUAUUUUUGAUACCAACAGCAAUUCGCUGAAAAGGGAGUUUCAAACGCCUUCAUCAAAGAGUGCGGAUAGCUCAAUUUCGGAAGAAGGAAAUUCUGUGUUGCCGAUAAAGCGAACUAAACCGGAUUCGCUAUCGCUAUACGAUUGCUAUGAUUGCAAGAAAUGCGGCUGCAUGAUCCCAAUGUUUUCAGAGUUCCAGGUUUAUGUGCACAUUCUUGAGGAGCACAUGAAUAUGAAACGCUAUGUUUGUAAAAGUUGUGGAUUGAGAAUUUCGACGAUUCAGGAAGCUUUGGAUCAUCAGAAACGCCAUGGUCCGAAUUCGAUUAAAGAUGAAUGGAACUUCGAUUAUGUGAAAAGAUUGGAUUGUGUUAGUCGGCAGACAUUCCCAGAAUUGUUCAAAAACUCGUUGGCUGUUGAUUAUGUGGAUGUGAAGGACAGCCUCAACAACGAAGGCAUGAUCUCGGUGUUCCCGAAAUGA
Messenger RNA from Caenorhabditis bovis, 1140 nucleotides. NCBI's taxonomy places the organism in Eukaryota, Metazoa, Nematoda, Chromadorea, Rhabditida, Rhabditidae. The record is from the annotation of a GenBank genome assembly.